Messenger RNA from Polypterus senegalus (gray bichir), 7034 nucleotides. RefSeq lists its product as uncharacterized. Bases 196 to 4695 code for a protein of 1499 amino acids. Gene Ontology annotation, molecular function: small GTPase binding. Gene Ontology annotation, biological process: intracellular protein transport. NCBI's taxonomy places the organism in Eukaryota, Metazoa, Chordata, Cladistia, Polypteriformes, Polypteridae. The transcript has 6 exons. The record is from RefSeq and is a predicted model, not a curated record.
UCGAUCAUUCCCAACCUUACCAAGUGAGCCCUGCAGGUGUGCAGGUAGGCGCAUGUAGACAGUGUUACCUUGAUGAAAGGAAUGAGGCUGGACUUAAUGAAUAUUAAGGUAAUUUAGCGUUUUUGGCAAUGUGGUAAUCCAAAUAUGAGUUGGGACAUAAGCAGUUAAUUACGACAGAAGAAAUUUGGAAGCAUAAUGACUACGGCAGCUACCCACUUGGAUUUAAGUUUCCUAAACAAAGAUGAAGCAGACAAGAUCCUGGAGGUACUGGAGAGGGAUGAACAGCUGAAAAGGGCCGAAAGACAGAGGAUCAGUAAACUACAGCAUGCAAAGAAAGACCUGAAGUGGCUACACGGCGUGACUGGUCAAUGGUUUGAAGAAAUCCAAAAGAAAAAGCUUAAGAAAGAUGGCCAUCAAAGUAUUGUGACUCAGUCACACAGCCCUGCUUUUAAGAAAAAAUCAAGAUCAGAAGUUAAACUUACAAAAGCCAAAAGUUUACCUGACCAUAAGGAUGACAUGAACACAGCAAGUGUCUGGAACAGAAGUCAGUUCCGAACAAAGCUGUCCUCCAUAUUCACCAUAAAAAUUCCUGGAAAAAGAGACACAAAACUGUCGAUAGGAAAACAAAUUGUAACUGACCAGAAUGCUGGAAGGCAGAUUGAUACAAAAAACUAUGAACAAGCUAAAUUAAAUCCCAUUAAUCAGGAAAGUAACAUAUCACAACAGUCUUAUGGAAAGAACAGCACGUCUUCUGAAAUUCAUAUGGAUGAAGAGACUCUGAAUGUUUUAGAGCAGUUGGAUAAGAAACUUGCAGAAGAGAAAUCUGUCCAUGUACAAAACAGUGAAAAAUAUUCUGAAACUGUCUCUCAAAGGAGGUUUGAAGACGACUUAGGAGAGAAGUCUUUUCCCUGCUCUACACAUAAUGUUGCCACAUCACAUGAAAAUCUCUACAAACCUUCAUCACCUUUAAAUGGGAAGACCGGUUAUAUUUUUCCAUCACAAUAUAGGAGUAAAAAAGAAAUGGAGAGCACAUCAAGUUUUGAAAGAACAGUAAAAAACAUUGCAAUAACCAGUGAAGAAACAACAGUAAAGCUUGAUCAAAUCAAAUCCACAACUUAUAGCCUAAAAGAACCAUCCUCCAAGUUCAGGGAACUUUAUAAACCAAAAUUACAGAGGUGGCAAUCUCUUGGUACCUUUGAAAACAGUGACAAUGGAAAUAUAAGUAAAAACAAAUAUAACACUUUACAGUGUGUGCCUACAAAAACAUCAAUGAGUGAUCUUGCAAGGGAUGAAUCUUUAACAGAAAGCAGAAAAAAACGUGACUUUUUCCAACUUUACAGUUACAGGGAUACACUAGAGAAACACCAGAAAUGUGGUACUUCCAAGCAGCAUUUGGCUACUGAUGCUAAUCGGAAUACAAUGUUACCAAUUUCUCCACCAUUAAGAUCUUUAAUGGUCAUUACAAAAGAAUUUAAUGGAAAUGGUGACAUUUGCUCAUACCGUGCUGAGCUGCUGCCUCGAAACAAAGACAAUACCUUAAAAGCAAAUCAUCAUCCAACUCGUCAUAACUUUCCUGAAGUUAAAAAUGAUAAAGUAGGAAGUUGGUUGAUGGACAUAUCCAAUAGUGACCCACGUGAUUAUGAAAAUGUUCAAAAUGUUGAAGUGGCUGACGACUUAAAAAAAAAUAGAACUUCAGGUCGCACAUACAUCUCAGAUUUGUACAAGAAUUUGCACAGUACAUCUCCAAGGGAUGAUGGUUUUAAAAGUAAUGUCUGCAAGAGCUCAGAAGUUCCUUCCUUACAAAAGUUUAAGACCUGUACUAUUGCUUCUGCCAGUCAGCACCAGUUCCAAUCCCAAAAUGCUCCUAUUUCCUAUUUUCUGGAAGAUACACCUAAUAGCACAAGCACUUGUGAACCCUCUAUGUCGAAAAGAUUUGCAGAUUCCAAUCUUGUAAAAGAACCUGAUGCUCAAAACUGGCCUUUCCAGGGUGUGGACAUUCCAACAAUGACAAGCAGUGAAAGCACAAAAGAAAUCUGCCAUAGUCCCAAUAAUACUUCCUUUCAGUAUAGUGACCCAAUGGCAGGGCGCAGGCCAUUAUCCUCUGGAGAGAAUCUGAAUGUUAAAGGUCUUCCUUCACCUACAAGAUUUAGCCCUUCCAGCUCUAGACAUGUACUUGUUACUCCCAAGGAACACACCUCCAGUUCACCUAUUUCAGGUGCAGACAAUGAGUGUCUUGUACUCAGUAAUACUGGCAAGCCCCUUUCCCCUGGAAUAAAAGGAAAUCCUAUAUCUCCUGCAAUGGUUUUAAGAAAAGAAGGUAAUCAUGGUAUUAUGAGAAGUCCUACAUUUUCAUAUGCUAUAGUGCAACCCAUUAAUAACCAAACCUCUGAGAGCAUAAGCAACUCGGCAAAUGUAACAGCAGGCAGUAUGCGAAAUGAUUAUUUACAGAUAGGCUCUCCAAAAGAGACAAUGACCCAACGGCCAUUUUCUCCUGCUGAUGACAGAACUUUUACAACUGAAGGAAAAGGUUAUGCAACUAUAAAUUACAUGAAUAACCCUGACAGGAAGAUUCGCAGCAGCAGCCCAGCCUUAAACAGUCCAACAUCUCCUUUUAGAAAUUCCCAUACCAAGCAUGUUGUGUGUAAUUAUCCAUCUCCUAAAUACUUCAGUUCCCCUAAAUCUGCAUCUCCCUUGGGCUUCUUUACUAGUAACGAAAAAACAAUAGAUGAACCUAUAGGUUCAUCUUCCACUUAUCUUUGGGAAAACCAAAUAUUUUCAAAUAAAGAAAAUCGCUCUAAUACCUUAUCUAGUACAGAUUCUGUAUUUGAUUCCUAUGAAAGCAGAAAUGACUCUAGGUCUCCAAAUGUAUACCCUACAACUCUCUCUCCUGCCACACAUGAAUUUACACAUACAUCUUUGCCUUCAGUCUUCACCAAGGAAUAUGGAAGCAGAGUAAGUGUUCCAUUCUCUCACAAGCUCAAAUCAAGCACAAGUGGCUUAGAUCACGAAGAGGUUUCUUCUUCUCAGAUGGAAUCUGAAAAGGGCCAUACAAAGUAUUCUUGUGAAUCACCAAAGACAUCUCCAAGAGCAAACAUCUACAAAUCUGAAAAAUCAAAAGAGUCUCUGACAGUGCCAAGGAAGGACAUGCAAAUCGCUCGGAAUCAUUCAGCUGUCAGACUCCCAAACCAGGUGCCAAAUGAUAGAAACUGUGCACAGAUUAAACCAAACACAUUAGCUGAUCUGGGCAGUGGAAAAACGAUAUUGCAAAAUAUACAGGAGAGUUACAGUUCUAAAGGUAUUAUUGACUUUGGUGAAACCAAUAAAAAGGAUUCAAAUGUCUCUUUAAAUAUGGGUUCUAAUGAUGAGAAUUAUUUGUUUGGUGGGAGGCAGGAAUGUCUAAUCAGCUCAAGCAAAGUGAACAAGGAAGAACCAUUUCCAUUUGAAAAGCGUACAGACUUGGAAGAAAGCAGUACAUCUGCACAACAGAUGCUUAAUCUUUCUAAGAUCAAAGGUGGCAUAUACUCAGAGAACAUUCCAGAUACUGAAAACAACAAAAAUAUGUAUACUACAGUCCAAGGUUUUGGCAGCAGUUCUGUGAAUAACCAGCAAAAUGAACUGCGUCAUGCACUAAGAUUGUCAUAUGCUGACAAAAACAGGAACAUACUUGUAAAUAAUGAUUUAAUGGACAGCAACUCAAGAUGGACUGGCGACUUGACUCAUCAAAAGAGUACUGCUUUCAGUUAUACGGAGGAUUUGCAGGACAAAGAAAAUCACCCCACUUUGAACUCAAACCGUCUUAAAGAUUUAAAUGUAAUCACUAACUAUUUUUCUUCCAGGAGUCUUGGCUACAGGACUGGUCGAACAUAUUCUGAAAAUAGUUAUUAUAAUGACAAAAUCUUUCAUGGAAAGACAGUCAACACUAUGAAGCAAAGCCCAUUUUUCAGAUCUCAGUGGGACCUGAAUUAUUCAGAAGAUGCUGAAAAUGAAAAUGAGAUUAUGUACAAAAAUCCAAAGCCAUUGUUUAACUACAAUGCAAUAAACAGGGAAGACAUUUUAAAGCAUAAAAUAAAAAGCUCAAAAAGCUUAAUGGACAUAAAUGUAAGCAGUUCUAAUGACAAUUCCAUAAAUCUGGACUUAAAAAGCAAUAGCUAUUAUUCUGUUUACCACGUUCAGAAGGACAAGCAGGAUAAAAAGCGGCGAAUAUCUACAGGUCCACCAAUCUCUCCACCUGCAAAACACAGUCCAUUAUACAGAAGCUAUUCUGAGCAGCUCAACUAUAGUUUAUCAAAUGAAAAUGAAUCAUUACAUUUUCCCACAAAUGAAACCAUUCUGAAUAAGAACAACUACCGGCGGCGACUCCCAGAAAUUUCCAUUUAUGGGGAAGAACAACAGGCAAAGUUCUUGGAGCAUGUGAAAAGAUCCCUUACAGAGGGAAGACUUUGGAGACCUGGUGACCUUAUAUCACCCUUGUCGCCCAGAAGGGCUGGUCUCCCUUUUGUUGAUAGGAAAAGGACAUUUAGCUCUGCCUCUACAGGAAGCUUGACUUCACAAGAAAGUAUAUCGCCAAGGGAGCGGAUGCCUUCAAAGAGUUAUCGGAGUAGUUUAUCUGCUUUUGAGGAGUCUGACACGGACACAACAACCGAUGAUGAGUAUUAUCUCAAUGAUAAUGAAAAUGAGAAGGAGUCUGAGCUGUAAAUGAGUAGGCAAGAAACUGCUUUGUGUUAUUUCUGUAUGUACCUGGUGAGGGGUCAAUCAGAGACUGAAACUGAAUAUGGCUCUUUAUAAAAUGAGGAUUUUAUAAUAGGCUCUUUAUUCAUACUGAACGUGUAUUCAGAAGCAGUAACCCAGUGCUUAGAUUUAUAAGAUGACUUAAUUCAAUUUGGGCAUUGAACUAUUGUGUUGGGUUAAAUCACACAGCUUAUUCUACUGCGGGAGACUGGCAAGCUUUCAGAGUAAUGUCUAACAUAACCCAUCUGAAUUUCUGUGCACAGCUUUUUCUCCAACUGAAUCAAAGUAUACCCAGGACAAUAGAUUGAUCAGUAAUGCCAAAGAAGUACAUAAUGAUACAUAUUGAUUCCUUUUAUAAACCCACUUACAACUUGAUUAAAAACAAUGGUAAUCAGUGAGCUAAAGGCACUUGAUGAAAACAAGAUGCAUGGCUGUAUUUUUUAUUCUGUGAAAGCAAACCUUAAAAGCUGCUAAACUACCAUCCAGGUGAUUUCCUAGUUUGGAGUACAGUAUUAAAAUAUGUCAUCCUAAUUUAUUUACAUCACCUGAAUGUGAUGUAAAUAAAUAUUUAUAGAGGCCUAAUUUUCAUCAAAAACUUUGAUUUGGCAUAAUGUUUAUUCUGCAAAGGUGUGUGGUAUAGGCAGUUAGAUGCUAAAGUUUAAAUCACAAGACUGCUGCUUCAAUCAGUCCUAUAAUACCCACCUGAGACACUUGCCCAGUCAGUCGUCUAAAGAUAUGUAAAUAAGUGUAGUACUGUGACUCAGAAGCAACUUUAGAGUAAAACAUAAGCUAUAUGAAUAAAAUACAUUAAUAAACUCUUAUCAGGAAUAAAAAUGAAGAUUCUUCUACGUUUACAGAAAUCUGUCAGAAGAAAGAAAACUGCAGAUCCAUAUUGCAUUCUACUGUAUAGUACAGUUUUAAACUGGUGCAAAAAAAUCAAUAUUUUCAUUUCCUGCAGGAAUUGAAUCAAUCAAUUAACAUUCCCUGAGUCUUCUUGAAGCAUAUGUCUUAAAACUCAACUAAUAUGAUACAUCUUUAAUAGUGAGGUUCCAAAUUUAAGACCAGUUACAACAAAAAGCAGAAGAUAUGCUUGUGAAGGUUGUGCAUCAGGGGUGUUUAUUAAGCUUUUGUAUCACUAUUUAUUACUCUAAAAGAUUUUUUACUGUAAAAAAGGAUUCUUUAAACCUAUCUUAUCAUACCAUGCCAUUUUCAAACCCACUUAGUUCAAUUUAGGUCCGCUUGGAGUGACAGCACUAGGUGCUUGGUAGGAACUAGUCCCCAGAGAGAGUCCCAGACCAUCGCAGGGCGCCCUUACACACAACCCCACACUCACAAAGGGACCAAAUAAUCUAAGAGAUGUCAAGUAAAAUGGACAUUUAAACAAAAAAGAGAAACCCUGAUAAGUGUUAAGCAUGCGGCUGCACACCUCUUGUGGUACACCUGUCUUUUUCAAUUUCAUAGUGCAACUUAUACUUUAAAUACUGCUGUUCAGAAAAUGAAAAUUCAAAACAGCCUUUCUUUACAGAAAUCCCUUUGUGCACAAUAUUAGUUUGGGGUAAUACUUUAUACUUUAUUAAGAACAAAAAUUAAUGUAUGGAGGUUACAGAAACAUUUUUUCAGUUUUAAAUAUUUUCCACUAACGAAAACAAAAAACUAUGGUUUACAAAAUGUACAUAUCCACUAAAAUGAAAUUAUAUAUUACCAUACAGUAAUUUUGAAAGGUACAUGUAGGAAUAUUUCUGCUGGUAAAUGUUUCAGUGCAGCAGUAGCUAAAGCCGUGCCUGCAUGUGUUUUACUGUAUGUAAGGUAUUCAUGUAGUAUGUUUUGUAUGUAUUUUUUAAAGAAACUGUACUUCAUGAGAUUUCCUAGGACCAUAACUAUGGAAAACAGAUGGAUGAUGGUUUGUAAGUCCCUGAUGAGCACAAUUUGUUUCAAGGGAGCACCGAAGUGUUAUUUUACUGUUUUAAGUAAGAUUCAAGCAAGUGCAUUACUUGUCCGUUUCAACUUGAUCUAAUGAAAUCAACCAUAUUUGAAACUAAUACAUUAAGUAAAAUAAUGUAAAUAGUGUACAUAGACAAAAGAACAUAAGUUUAUAUUGUACAGGGUAAUAUUUGUAAAUAGCCCCCUUGGUGAAUUGCUGCUUCUAUCAAACAUUGCACUUAAGUUUUAAAAAAUGUGAUUAAACAAAUUUUCUAUAAACGUUUAAGUGUGAUAUGUAUUUAAUGUCAUGACUAUGUACUGCUUGAUGUGAAACAGUUGAAGAACUGCUGACAACAGCAGGAUGAAGAAAAAUAAACAAAGUCCAC